Xenopus tropicalis (tropical clawed frog) is the source of this 2158-nucleotide messenger RNA. RefSeq names its product protein shisa-4. The record is from RefSeq and is a predicted model, not a curated record. Bases 18 to 572 code for a protein of 184 amino acids. The transcript has 5 exons. NCBI's taxonomy places the organism in Eukaryota, Metazoa, Chordata, Amphibia, Anura, Pipidae.
GGCACAGGGGAGUCUGGAUGAGCAGCGCAGAGUCGCACACGCAUCUCACACUCAGCGAUACGCGACUCAGGAUGCAGCUCCUGAAAUUAACAGCGACUUCCCUCCUCCUCCUGUGCCUGAUUCCUCUGCCUGCAGUGCUGGCAGACAGCUGCGCACCCUACAUCGGUUCCGAUUGGCGUUACCACCCAAAACAAGAUUGUCUGCUGAGCUUUUGUGCAGGAGAAUGUCUACAAAGGUAUUGCAGUAUCUUCCCUGGGACCCAGCUUGACCAGUCCCAGAUUCUGUGCAUUAUAAACAAUUUUUGGAUGGUUCUUGGAUUCGGCAUCCUUGUAGGCCUCUCAAUCAUAGGUGGAAUUAUCUCUUGCCUCUGCAAAUGGUAUUGGCUUGUCUCCCAACGCUCCAGUCAUACCAACACCAAUGUGGCAGUGACCAAUGUCAUUCCCCAGCAGCCAGUGAUGCCCCUUACAGGAUACCAACCAGUUGCAACCCAGAAUAUGCAUGUUGGUUAUGCAGCUAAAAACCCGCCAGCUUACCCAGGGCAUGAAAAUCAAACUUUUAUGGAGUACUCUUAAAGUCCUGGUUUUGCCAGUUGCUUAAUAUGUUACCACUGAUUUGUCCAAAGGAUGAAGAAAAAGAGAUCCACUCUCUGAGUGCCAAGGGUUGCCUUGCAACCAUAUGAGUGCAUAUUAUGUUACAAGUUAUGCUUUAGAGACUUAGUAGCAUUCUGCAGUUUAGAAUUACAGAAAAAUUCUAUACUUUAUGUGUUUACUCUAAUAGACAUUCUGUGCCAUUCCUAGCCAAAAAACACCUUUAUUAUUUGUACUGUUUAUAAUAUUGUUCCAUUUGUUUUACCACAUUAGGGUUCACUGAUACAAUAUAAAGCAUUAUGUUCAUUUUCUUGCUGCAGGGAAAUAAACAUUUCGCAGCAUGCCAAAAUAAUUAUCUGUCCAUACACAAACUGACUUGCUACAUGGGGUAACACCAGGCCUGGACUGGGAUUCAAAAUAGACCUUGGCAUUUCAAGUACACAGAGGCUCAAACAGCCCCCCAUCAGGCCAGUAUAUAGUAACUGUCUAUGGUACCUUAUAGCAGGCCCUUUGGCAUUUGCCUGAAUCCACAGAUUGCCAGUCUGGGCCUGGGUCACACACUGUAUGGCCCCCAUCCUUUUGUUCUGACCAUUCAUGCAAAGAGCCUGAAUAACUGGAAAAGCAGAAAAUAAAAAGGACCUGCUGUUCCCCCUCACUUCCUCAUAUGUCGAUGCUCCAUGACCUGACCGCCAUAGUUCAUCAGCAGAUUAAAUUUUCAAAGGUGCCCUUUAACUGAACUGUCCAAUAUUCAUAGUGAAUGGACAUCAGUUGGGAUCAGCAAUUUUAUCUGUGCACGUAUGGCCCCCUUAAGUGUCGCUGUCACCUUUCACAGGAGCAAGAGAUGUUGUAUAUGUUCUUUGUAGCCUCAUGCUGAAGAUGCACAGCCGACCCAGAGUCUCUACAGCAGGGGUGGGCAAAUUAUGGCCUGCGGGCCAUGUCCGGCACGUUGGUCUUUUUAAUCUGGCCCGCGGAGGAUUGGUGUGUCUCGCUUGUCCCAACUCUGCAAGUCUCAUCACGCGAGAUGUGGGUCAAGGGUGCAUGUAAGCGCUGGCCCAACCCGUCUGUCAAAUUUUAAAAGUCAAUGUGGCCCCUGAGCCUAAAUGUUUGCCCACCCCUGCUCUACAGGAAGCAGCUGGAACUAGAGAAACACGGGCAACCUGUAGCCCCAGCUACAACACCCACAGCUGAAGCCUGCCAGGACAACUACUUCUGGGCCAGUUCAUCAUAAGAUCAAAAGGCAAAAAGGAAUCAAACAGCUCCAGGCAGCAUUUGAAAACUGCAGUGAAUUUAAUGGCAGUGUCAGCACUUUUUGCCUUUUGAUCUUAUGAUAUACUGUUGGGGUGGCUCACAGACACCUGGAAUCUGCAGCCGUAUACUACUGAUUAUUUGUGCUGAACUAUAACUCAAAAAAAACAUUUCUGGGCCAGUUUCCUUACUGAUAAAAAUAUUGGCUGUUACAUGUAACUCCCUGCAGUGUUUGUGGUGCACUUCCUUGCUUAUCUUGGAGUAUUGGGACUUUUCUGUUACAGAAGUAUUGUGUUUUGUUUUUAAUAAAAUUACUUUUUUUCAAA